UACUGACUUGCCUAGUUAAAUAAAGGUAAAAUAUAGAUAUUUUUAAAUAACUAAAUCCCCAACCUGGUUCCAUUCCAUCAUGGCCAUCUAAUCACCUCCCUCAUUCCUAAUUGGUAUAAUAUAACUCACCUCUCCACCUGAUUGGGGUGAGCGUUCUGGCACAAAAAUGAUCGCCAUGCAUCACCCUGGUGGGUGCUGCACAUUGGUGGUGGAUGAGAUGAGUUUGCCCUUUACUAUGUAAAGCGCUUUGAGUAACCGUAGAAACGCGCUAUAUAAAUACACUCAAUUAUUAUGUUUGUUACAAUUAUCACAGGACAAAAAAUGCUACUGAAUGUUGUGUACAUUUGUUGAAUAGCAUCCAAGCUUGCCUCCCAUUGGAUAGAAUUAGAGCAAUUGGUCAUCGAUUUUCGUGAUGUCAGUAGGUACUGCUUUUUUACCGUGGCAAUUAAUGAGAUUGGGCAAUGCAUUUUGUCAUUGGACUGGGCAUCAGCGUGUCGAAACAACUAGCAAGAUCAGGCAACUCGGGAACACCGACGACUAAGGAACGUGAAUACUUUUUUACAUUGGAAAAAGGGAUCAGAUGAAUGAGUCACUCCAAGGGACUCUAGAGAGGAACGUUGUCCUCCACCGCCGGCCCCCGUCUCCCUCACCCUGCUCAGGCUCCCCUCUACAGACAUCAUCAAAUGAGCUUUAUCUGAAUGCCACUUUCUAUGGGUUUGGAUUCAGUACAGCAGCCAGCAGUGAAGAGAGCCAAUCUCUUACAAAGCCUCAUUUUGCCACGGAACCUUAUGAAUUGCUUUCAAAAGUGCCUCGAAAGAACUAAAGAAAACCAGGAUUUUUCCUUCAUGUAUAGUGCUGCUGUUUUGAGAGUAUUCCUCUGAUUGACCAUAAAGGGAAGGACAGUUGCAUCAGAGCAGACAGGACCGUAAACUACAUUAACGCUUUAGGGGAGCAGUCAUAACUUCUCUCUCCAUACGAGCCGACGACCAUGGUCCCCCAGAAGGCUGACUUGACUGUUUUGCCAUGUCAGGAUGUGGUGGAGAUGCCAGUGACGAAGCAGAGCAGUGAGAGGGAUGAGGAGAGUCCUGAUGGGUCUCUGGGUGAGGGUGCUGGGGGGGAACGGAUUCCCCUGCGCAAGUGGGUCAUGCAUGGUGCUGUCAUGUUCGGACGAGAGUUCUGCUACGCCAUGGAGACAGCCCUGGUCACACCAGUCUUACUGCAAAUAGGACUUCCAGAGCAGUACUACAGCCUGACGUGGUUUCUGAGCCCCAUCCUGGGCCUGAUCCUCACCCCUCUCAUUGGCUCAGCCAGCGACCGCUGCACCCUGAAAUGGGGCCGCAGGAGACCCUUCAUCCUGGCACUCUGUGUGGGGGUGUUACUGGGAGUUUCUCUCUUCCUCAAUGGGUCCCUCCUAGGAUUAGCCCUCGGGGACGUUCCCAGCAGUCAGCCCAUUGGGAUAGUGCUGACGGUGCUGGGCGUGGUUCUACUGGACUUCAGUGCAGACGCCUCAGAUGGGCCUAUCAGAGCCUACCUGUUGGAUGUAGCCGACACAGAGGAGCAGGACAUGGCCCUCAACAUACAUGCUUUCUCUGCAGGGCUGGGAGGAGCGGUUGGCUACGUGCUGGGUGGCCUGGACUGGACCAGCACCAUCCUGGGCACGGCCUUCAAGUCCCAGGAGCAGAUCCUGUUUGUGUUUGCUGCCGUCAUCUUCACCAUAUCUGUGAUUCUACACAUGUUCAGUAUCAAGGAGGAGAGUUUUGAGGCUCGUGGUGACACUCUGGGAGACUCCGACUCUGACAGCCUGUCCUCCUCAGAGAAACUGAAGGGGGGCUUGGCGGGGCCUCGUAGUGUACCUCAGCUGGACGUUAUAGGAGAGGAGGACGCCCAGUCAGAGAGGGAGCUCUUCAUCAACGUGGACAGGGUGAGGAGUAAGAGCGACUCGGUGCUGGCCAUGCCUGACGCCACCAUCGAGCUGGACUCAGACCUGGACCAGGACGGUCAUUUCCUGGCCGACAUUGAGCCCUCCAUCUUUCAGGACAACCCCCAAGAUUUGUACCCUGGCACCCCUCAGAGACACUACAGUGGAUGGGGCAUCCAGGACCUGGAAGGCCCCCAGGCCGAGGCUCAGGCAGACAGCCAGCUGCCCCUCUUCCACCAGGACCCCUCCCCCUACUACAGCAGGGAGCACAUGUUGUUCAACAACCAGACCAACCAGGGAGCCAAGUGCCUCAAUGGGGCCUCAGCGGCCCCGGCGGUCCCCUCCAACCACACAGCCCGCGGGGCCAACAGCCAGGGCCGUAUGCCAGGCCUGAGGCCGUCCAACACCAGCACCACUACCGGGGCACGCCGCUUCCCCUUCUACCGCCAGCCAUCAUUUACAUUCUCUUACUAUGGCCGCGUGGGUUCAGCACGAUACCGCCACCGCAGAAACACCAUGGGCAAUCCGGCCGGCGCCAACCUCCGCAUCAAGACCUCGCAGAGCAUGAACGACAUCUACGAGCACAUGCAGCGGCGGCAGCAGAGGAGGGAGCUCCAGCAGAGCAGCACCACACUGUCCAGCGGGGACUCUGAGACGGACGACGGAGACCAGGGGGGCACCACGGUCAAGCUGCUGUGGCUGUCCAUGCUGAAGAUGCCCCCCCAGCUGCUGAGGCUCUGCGUCUGUCAUCUCCUCACCUGGUUCUCCAUCAUCGCUGAGGCAGUCUUCUACACAGACUUCAUGGGACAGGUCAUCUAUGCUGGACACCCCACAGCUCCUGCUAACUCCACUGAACUCCUACAGAAAUACCAUAAAGGGGUUCAGAUGGGCUGCUGGGGACUGGUUGUCUAUGCUGCUACCGCUGCAGUCUGCUCAGCUGUGCUCCAGAAGUACCUGGACAACUACGACCUGAGCAUUAAGGUGAUCUACAUCCUGGGUACUCUGAGCUUCUCCCUGGGAACUGCAGUCAUGGCGAUCUUCCCUAACGUCUACGUUGCCAUGGUGAUGAUCAGCACCAUGGGCAUCAUCUCCAUGAGUAUCUCCUACUGCCCAUAUGCUCUGCUGGGCCAGUACCACGAGAACAAGGAGUACAUCCACCACAGUCCGGGGAAGUCGCGACGAGGCUUCGGCAUCGACUGUGCCAUACUGUCGUGCCAGGUGUACAUUGCCCAGAUCCUGGUGGCGUCUGCACUGAGCACGGUGGUGGACGCGGUGGGCAGCGUGCGGGUCAUCCCAAUGAUGGCCUCUGGAGGCUCCUUCCUGGGCUUCCUCACCUCCACCUUCCUGGUCAUCUACCCAGACUCCUCCACUCCCACCACUACGCAGGACCAGGAGGGGUAUGGAGAGGAGGGGGCUCCGGCCCUGGUGGCCCCAGAACCAGGCCCCAGUGGUAGCAGUAUGCAGGAGCCAGUAGUCCUUCUCAAAACGUCUCCUAAGGGCAGCAGCAGCACGGCACACUACGAGUCCACUAUUUAACAAAGAAGAAGAGGGACCAGGAUAAAAUACUGGUGGCAUCACAAUAGUCAUAGUGUCUUCCUCUCUUUGUCUCCUUUCUUUAAUCUGCACAGACAGUGACCAAACCUUAACACUCACUAGGCACAUGAGUUCCAGUGGGAUGGACUGUUCCAAUGAACACGUUGUGUAUUUCUUAACAUAUGGCUGUUUUUCUUUUCCUCCUGGGGUUCAAAUGUUUGUGGUUUCACUGAUUACGUCCCAAAUAGCACCCUACUCCCUUCAUAGUGCACUUUUUACCUGGGUCCAUAAGGCUCUGGUCAAAUGUAGUGCACUAAAUAGGGAAUAGGGUGCCAUUUGGGACUCAUUCACAGUUUGAAAGGCCUGCAGGCCUUAUCAGAAGGAUUAUCCACAAUAUCAGGAGUAUCCACCUCAUACACAGGAUCUAAUGCUGGACUCUCUUUUUUACUCAUGGGAUCUAAUGCUGGACUCUUUUUCUUAAACGUGACUGGGACUUUUUCUGUAGAUGGUUGUUUAGACUGCACAUGAAUAUUUUCACUCCAUUUCUAAAUUGAAAACAUUUUUUAUUGUGAUUGUACAAAAUGGUUUGAGUGACCGAUCAACUUUUUUAGAUCAGACUUAGUUUCCCCACAGACAGAAUGAUAUAGGAGUAUAGGAGUGGCUCUGUUACUGUGACCUAACUAAAGAUGCUGCAGCCACAGAGGAUCCAGUUCAGAACAGUAUGGGAGUCCCUAUGUUACUGUGACCUCACUAAAUAUGCUGCAGCCACAGAGGAUCCAGUUCAGAACAGUAUGGGAGUCCCUAUGUUACUGUGACCUCACUAAAGAUGCUGCAGUCACAGAGGAUCCAGUUCAGAACAGUAUAGGAGUCGCUCUGUUACUGUGACCUCACUAAAGAUGCUGCAGCCACAGAGGAUCCAGUUCAGAACAGUAUAGGAGUCUCUCUGUUACUGUGACCUCACUAAAGAUGCUGCAGCCACAGAGGAUCCAGUUCAGAACAGUAUGGGAGUCCCUAUGUUACUGUGACCUCACUAAAGAUGCUGCAGUCACAGAGGAUCCAGUUCAGAACUUUAUAGGAGUCGCUCUGUUACUGUGACCUCACUAAAGAUGCUGCAGUCACAGAGGAUCCAGUUCAGAACAAUAUAGGAGUCGCUCUGUUACUGUGACCUAACUAAAGAUGCUGCAGUCACAGAGGAUCCAGUUCAGAACUCUAUAGGAGUCGCUCUGUUACUGUGACCUCACUAAAGAUGCUGCAGUCACAGAGGAUCCAGUUCAGAACAAUAUAGGAGUCGCUCUGUUACUGUGACCUAACUAAAGAUGCUGCAGUCACAGAGGAUCCAGUUCAGAACUUUAUAGGAGUCGCUCUGUUACUGUGAUCUCACUAAAGAUUCUGCAGCCAUCGAAGAUCCAGUUUAGAACAGUAUAGGAUUCACGGUUACUGUGACCUCACUAAGGGGCGGCAGGGUAGCCUAGUGGUUAGAGCGUUGGACUAGUAACCGAAAGGUUGCAAGUUCAAAUCCCUGAGCUGAGAAGGUACUAAUAUGUCGUUCUGGCCCUGAACAACCAGUCGGUCAGAACAAUAUAGGAGUCGGUCUCUUUUACUGUGACCUCACUAUGCCACAGAGGAUCCAGUUCAGAACAAUAUAGGAGUCGGUCUCUUACUGUGACCUCACUAUGCCACAGAGGAUCCAGUUCAGAACAAUAUAGGAGUCGGUCUCUUUUACUGUGACCUCACUAUGCCACAGAGGAUCCAGUUCAGAACAAUAUAGGAGUCGGUCUCUUUUACUGUGACCUCACUAUGCCACAGAGGAUCCAGUUCAGAACAAUAUAGGAGUCGGUCUCUUUUACUGUGACCUCACUAUGCCACAGAGGAUCCAGUUCAGAACAAUAUAGGAGUCGGUCUCUUACUGUGACCUCACUAUGCCACAGAGGAUCCAGUUCAGGGUCAGUCAGUUACAUUCCCUAUUAUAAACACCAUCCACUAACUCUCUUCAGUCUAUUGACAUGUAUAUCAUGAAAACAGGGCUAUUAUACAGCACAGAUGAUAUGAUGUCCAGGUUACACCAAAAGUCCAAAGAACCAUUCAGGAUGUUCCUUUUUGUAGCUCACAUUUGCCAUUUACUGGGUUGAGUGACCUAUAGCCUACUGUUUACAUGGCAGAGUUGGAUAAAUGUUAUCAGCCUUAAGAUGAUCAAAUGCUGAAGUGAUGAUGCUUACAUUCUAACACAUAUCAAUAUUUUAAAAAGGGAACAUGUUGUCAACCUCUAUUAUAGUAUGCUGCAUGGAAGAAUACUAGAUUUCAUACUACAACUAGUCAUUACAAAUGGUCUAUGAUCAUAAGAUGCCUUUGGGCCCAUACAGCAUUGAAGAAACCCUACACUGGGGCAGCAGGUUAGCCUAGUGGUUAGAGUGUUGGACUAGUAACCGGAAGGUUGCAAGUUCAAACCCCUGAGCUGUCGUUCUGCCCCUGAACAGGCAGUUAUAACCCACUGUUCCUAGGCCAUCAUUGAAAAUAAGAAUUUGUUCUUAACUGACUUGCCCAGUUAAAUAAAGGUAAAAUAAACACUGUACUGUGCUACAGUAAGUAGCCCUCUGUUGUUCUGAACCAUCUGUUCCACAGGGUAAAGCACAAGAAAGGAUAUUGGUCUGUAUGUUUUUACAUAUAACAACUGCAAAAGCUGCACUAUAAAUUUUAAGAACUUUAAGAGA
Oncorhynchus tshawytscha (Chinook salmon) is the source of this 6159-nucleotide messenger RNA. Its product is annotated as solute carrier family 45 member 4-like. The coding region runs from base 989 to 3454 and encodes 821 amino acids. NCBI's taxonomy places the organism in Eukaryota, Metazoa, Chordata, Actinopteri, Salmoniformes, Salmonidae. The record is from RefSeq and is a predicted model, not a curated record. Gene Ontology annotation, cellular component: membrane. The transcript is spliced from 8 exons. Gene Ontology annotation, biological process: transmembrane transport. Gene Ontology annotation, molecular function: sucrose:proton symporter activity.